Molecule: messenger RNA, 898 nt
Organism: Fukomys damarensis (Damara mole-rat)
Lineage: Eukaryota; Metazoa; Chordata; Mammalia; Rodentia; Bathyergidae
Gene: Psmg2
Product: proteasome assembly chaperone 2
Exons: 6
Coding region: 64-738 (224 amino acids)
Biological process (GO): proteasome assembly
Cellular component (GO): nucleus; cytosol
Source: RefSeq, a predicted model, not a curated record
CCAGCAGUAUCUGUUGGAAAUGUUGGCCAACUUGCAAUAGAUCUGAUUAUUUCUACACUGAACAUGUCUAAGAUUGGUUACUUCUAUACUGAUUGUCUGGUGCCAAUGGUUGGGAACAAUCCAUAUGCAACAGCAGAAGAAAAUUCAGCAGAACUCAGUAUAAAUGCUGAAGUAUAUUCAUUGCCUUCAAGAAAAUUAGUGGCUCUUCAGUUAAGAUCUAUUUUUAUUAAGUAUAAAUCCAGCUCGUUCUGUGAAAAGCUCCUCUCCUGGGUAAAAAGUAGCAGCUUUGCCAAAGUUAUUGUUCUUUCGAGCAGUCACUCUUACCAACGAAACGACCUACAGCUUCGCAGCACUCCCUUUCGGUACCUGCUUACCCCUUGUAUGCAAAAGAGUGUUCGGAAUAAAAUAAAGAGCCUCAACUGGCAAGAAAUGGAAAAAACUCCAUGUAUUCCUGAAAUGAGUGAUUCUGACUACUGUGUCCGGAUUCCAGGAGGAGGGAUCACAAGAGCACUCUACAAAGAGAGCUGUUCUAAAGAAAUCCAAAUGGCGGUUCUGCUGAAGUUUGUUUCCGAAGGGGACAACGUCCCUGAUGCUUUGGGUCUCGUUGAGUAUCUCAACGAGUGGCUGCAGAUGAUCAAACCGCAGAGUGACGACCCUGCACCGUCCACCUUGCUGUGGAAAAUACCGAGUUCUUGGAAAUUACUCUUUGGCAGUGGUCUUCCCCCUGCACUCUUUUGAUCCAUUUUCAGUUUUAUAUGUAGUGACGCAAGAUACUACCAAUACAACUGUUAAAUAUUGUACAUAAAAAUUUGUACUGUCUGAGAGUGUGAUUAGGACAUAGAUACUUUUCACAGAAGACGUCAAAGAACAAUGCAUUAACAAAGGUCUUUUCCCCUGC